GGCGCCGGACACGCUUCCCAGCGUGCCGCGCGCAAAGCCCGCGCGCUGGCUGGCUCGUUCCCUCGCUCUGUCUCUCUCCUCCUCUCAAGCCCUGCCUGGUCGUCGGUCUCUGUGAGGCGGAGGCGGCGGCGGCGACGGUGGCCGCAGAGGUCCUAAUACUACUAAUAAUAGCAGAAGGCGCGUCGGCGAGGAGGAGGCGGCAGCGGCGCUGAGGGCGACGGUUCAGUCCGACCAUGUCGGGCGAGGAGGAGGCGGCCGAGCUGACGAUCGCGGAAGACGCCGUCGUGAACAAGUACAAGAUGGGGGGAGAGAUCGCCAACCGUAUCUUGCGUGCUGUGAUAGAAGCAGCCAAACCUGGGGUGUCUGUUCUCACCUUAUGUGAGAGAGGGGAUGAGCUGAUUACAGAAGAGACUGGCAAAAUCUUUAAGAAGGAGAAAGAUAUGAAGAAAGGUAUUGCCUUUCCUGCAAGUAUAUCGGUAAACAACUGUGUCUGUCACUUCUCCCCCUUGAAGAGUGACCAGGAUUACAUCCUCAAAGAGGGUGAUUUGGUAAAAAUUGAUCUGGGAGUCCAUGUCGAUGGCUUCAUAUCAAAUGUAGCAUACAGUUUUGUCAUUGGCGCAUCCAAGGAAAAUCCAGUGACAGGUCGUAAAGCUGAUGUAAUCAAAGCUGCUCACCUCUGUGCUGAAGCUGCCCUGCGCUUGGUCAAACCUGGAAAUCAGAAUUCCCAAGUGACUGAUGCCUGGAACAAGAUAGCUCAUUCAUUUAACUGCACACCCAUAGAAGGGAUGCUAUCACAUCAGCUAAAGCAGCAUGUGAUAGAUGGCGAGAAGACCAUAAUUCAGAAUCCCACAGACCAGCAAAGAAAGGACCAUGAAAAAGCAGAAUUUGAGGUCCAUGAAGUCUAUGCCAUUGAUGUUCUCAUCAGCACUGGAGAAGGGAAAGCCAAGGAUGCUGGACAGAGAACUACUAUUUACAAAAGGGAUCCUUCCAAGCAGUAUGGUUUGAAAAUGAAAACUUCCCGUGCCUUUUUCAGUGAGGUGGAGAGACGCUUUGAUGCUAUGCCAUUCACUCUCAGGGCAUUUGAGGAUGAAAAGAAGGCCAGGAUGGGAGUAGUAGAAUGUGCCAAACAUGAGCUGCUCCAGCCUUUUAAUGUCCUCUAUGAGAAGGAAGGAGAAUUUGUUGCCCAGUUUAAGUUCACAGUGCUUUUAAUGCCCAAUGGUCCUAUGAGGAUAACUAGUGGCCCCUUUGAGCCCGAGCUCUACAAAUCAGAAUUUGAGGUACAAGAUGCAGAACUGAAGGCACUCCUACAGAGUUCAGCAAGCCGUAAAGCCCAGAAAAAGAAGAAAAAGAAGGCAUCUAAGAAUGCUGAAAAUGCCACAACAGGGGAAACAGCAGAAGAGAAUGAGACUGGCGAUUGAAUGGCUUUGAAUUCUCUACAUAGCACCUGAUUCUUCCUCUCACAUGCCCCCACUCAAAACAAGAGAAACAAAUAUCCCCUAAUGGCUGUUUGUCCCAUAGGACCAAAUGACAAAUAGCCAGGACUUCCCACAGAGUGCAACCAGCUGUGAUUGACUUUGCCACUGAGGGAGGAGUCUCUUGGCCACUUCAGAAUACUUUAAAAAGUGUGAACUAAUAAAAUCAGGAAACAAAAACUAGUCUACAUCCAAUCUUUCUAAACUUUGAUAAUAGUUGUGCUCAUUAGACACAAUAUUCUGAGCAAGAGGGAGUUUUUUGUUAGCUCUCUCCCCCCCCCCUCCCCUUUCCUUUUUUACAGGUACAGUAUGCCAGUUCCUCUGAAAAAUUCUUUGGCAUCUUUUCACAACUGUUCAAACAUGCAAAAGCUCCAUCUUCAAAUUGCAUUACAUCCAGUUAGUAUAUAACUUGCAUGCUUGAUUGGUGUUCUGAUCUUCAGUUUUGUUUUCCCCCCUCUGCUUAAAACCCUGGGGCAUUCAUGUGUUGCUCUUUGUGUUUUCCUUUGUAAACUCACAAUGUUGUGUUUUUAAAGUUGGUGGAAAGCUGGUUUAAUUGCUGCACAGACAUUAUCAUUUUAAUUUCUUUUAAUCUGUUUAUAUGAUUUACUGUUUUUUUAAAAAAAUUAUUGUCCCAGUUCAAAGAUACGUUAUAAAAUCUUUCAACGUACCUUGUAAAAUCUUUUCUAAGACCCAGAGACAAAAUAAAGCUGAUCUUUUCAGAAAUCCACCAGCUCUCGGCAAAAGCUUUAGCAUUUUUGUUCUUCUGUGUUUAUCUAUUCUGUACACACUUGCCUUCUAUAGACUAAAACUUACCACUGUCCUGAUUGAUAGGUUGUGUAAAGCAGGAUUUUUCAGAAGAAUCCUAACCAUGUGUCUUUUUUAAAAAAAUUAUGAAAUGCUACAAAGUGGGUGGGCCUGGAGGAAAAUCCGUUAGUGGGAAUCUUUUCUAUAGUAUGUCUUUUUAAAUUGUCCCAUUGGAUUGUAUAUGAUUGUGUGGGCUUUUUUUUUUUCCCCUGUUGUAUUUCAAGCCAGGUCCCUGUCUAGGCAUUUGCUGUAGCUAAAUUGAUGCCUGUAACACUGCCUUGUAAGGAAUGAGAGCACCUGUGCUCUCUGGCAGAAAAAGUCCUUCUGACCAAUAUAUCUGGAGUUUAAUAUUUUUAAAAAAUCUUAACAGUUGCUACCAAAGUUGAAUUCCAUAAAAUAAACAAAUGUUGUUUUACUCUGAAAAAUCUUUUCCAUCUCUCUUUGUAAACUGUCUACUUUAAUUUCUAAUCUGUUCUCUUGCGCUUUUGUAAGGGGUCGCUUUCAGUGCUCAGAUUUGGGAUAAAAUCGGGUAUAUGUUAAGUGGAGAUUGAAUUGUCUGGAAGUAUAAACUUGAAGAAUCAUGCACAAAGCUUGCAAUUAACUGCCAGUUUAAUUGUAAACUGCUCCGAAUUGUUAACCAUAAACUUAAGGGAAAUGGGUGGGUUGGGAAAGGGGUGAACACAACUUGUUCCUAAGAAGGAACAUUUUAGCAUUUAUAAGUAAUGUGUUUUCUUACUGCCCUUCUGUAAAAGAGAGACUAAAAUCAGCCACAUUAUCAGUUUAUAAACCACUGUGAAUUGCUGGCAGUUUAUUUAAUUUUCUGUCUUGAUUUUGAAACGUUAAAACAAUGUAUCUCUUGAUUUAAAAAUGCAGUUGGAAAUCUUGGAAAACAAUUCCCACCAAAUGUUCUGUAAUUUGAUUUUUUUUUCCAAAUAAAAUUGAUUAGACAUCUAUA
Messenger RNA from Sceloporus undulatus (fence lizard), 3231 nucleotides. RefSeq names its product proliferation-associated 2G4 (gene PA2G4). The transcript has 13 exons. The record is from RefSeq and is a predicted model, not a curated record. NCBI's taxonomy places the organism in Eukaryota, Metazoa, Chordata, Lepidosauria, Squamata, Phrynosomatidae. The coding region runs from base 234 to 1418 and encodes 394 amino acids.